This is a messenger RNA of Rhizoctonia solani, 1446 nucleotides long. Its product is annotated as Reverse transcriptase (RNA-dependent DNA polymerase). The record is from RefSeq and is a predicted model, not a curated record. NCBI's taxonomy places the organism in Eukaryota, Fungi, Basidiomycota, Agaricomycetes, Cantharellales, Ceratobasidiaceae. The transcript has a single exon. The coding region runs from base 1 to 1446 and encodes 481 amino acids.
AUGCAUAACCACCCAACGGAACCCCUCAAAACCCUGAUAGACUCUGGCGCAACUUCCAAUUUCAUAUCACCCGCCAUAGUCGAAAAAUAUAAAAUUCCAAAAACCCUACUUGAAAAUCCACAAGUAGUGAGAAUGUUAGAUGGUACAAUUUCCCAGACUGGUCGCAUUUGGCACCAGGUACAACUCGCGGUCUCGGCCAAUGGCCACCCCCACACUAUCCCAUUUCUUGUUUGUCCCAUUGGCAACACCCCGGCAAUCCUAGGCAUGACAUGGUUAAUGGCGGAAACUCCUCUUAUUGAUUGGCAACAAGGUCUAGUAACAUUCCCUGAACAAAUUCAAAUUGCCUCCAAGGAAGAAGCGGACUCAGAUCCCCUAGCAGACCUUCCCUCUCAAUACCAUGAAUUUGCUAAAGUCUUUGGCGAGGAAGAAUUUAAGGUCCUCCCUCCCCAUAGGGAGUACGACAUCUCUAUAGACCUUGCUCCGGAUGCCAAACUGACCCCGGGCCCCAUAUAUGGCAUGACUGAUGCGGAGUCCAAGGCGCUCAAGAAACAUAUUGAUGAAGAACUAGCCACGGGCAAGAUUCGCCCCAGUACUUCAUCAGCAGGUGCCCCAGUAAUGUUUGUGAAAAAAGCAGAUGGAUCCCUCAGGCUGGUAGUCGACUAUAGGAAGUUGAAUGACGUCACCUACAAAAACGUCUACCCCCUUCCCAGACAAGAUGACCUUAUGGCCAAGCUACGGAACGCCAAGUUAUUUACCAAGUUGGACUUACAAUGGGGUUACAACAAUGUUCGGAUCAAAGAGGGCGACGAGUGGAAAACAGCUUUUAGAACCAAAUAUGGUCUCUUUGAGUACUUAGUCAUGCCCUUUGGCCUUACAAAUGCCCCGGCAGCGUUUCAACACUUCAUGAAUGACCUUUUUAGGGAUCUGAUUGACGUAACGGUGGUCAUUUACUUGGACGACAUCCUCAUCUUCUCCGAAAAUCCAGAAGAACACCCGGCCCAUGUCAAAGAAGUACUGUCCCGAUUAAUGAAGAACCAGCUGUUCUGCAAACUGUCGAAAUGUUAUUUCCACGUCACCACAGUUGAUUACCUGGGCAUUGUUAUCUCCCCUGCGGGAUUCUCCAUGGAUCAGAAGAAGAUCAAGGCAGUUACAUUGUGGCCUCAGCCCAAGACAGUCAAGCAGGUACAGGCAUUCCUAGGGUUCGUAAAUUACCUCCGCCGCUUUAUCCCCAACUUCAGUUCCGUGGCACGCCCCCUCCACAACCUCACACGAAAGGAAACCCCCUGGUCAUGGGGUAACCUAGAAGAAGCGGCAUUCCAGGAACUGAAAGCUCUUGUCACCCGGUCACCGGUCUUAAUCCAUUCCAAUCCCAAACUUCCAUACUACCUAGAAACAGAUGCAUCAGGAGUAGCCAUGGGAGCAAUUCUCAGCCAGAGGGGAAGAUAA